Amaranthus tricolor (Joseph's coat) is the source of this 3788-nucleotide messenger RNA. Its product is annotated as histone-lysine N-methyltransferase family member SUVH9. Gene Ontology annotation, cellular component: nucleus. NCBI's taxonomy places the organism in Eukaryota, Viridiplantae, Streptophyta, Magnoliopsida, Caryophyllales, Amaranthaceae. The record is from RefSeq and is a predicted model, not a curated record. Bases 1446 to 3377 code for a protein of 643 amino acids. The transcript has 2 exons. Gene Ontology annotation, molecular function: protein binding; histone methyltransferase activity; zinc ion binding.
CCCUAUUAUAUAUAUAUAUAUAUGAAUAUUUUAGAAAAAAUAAUGUGAUAUUACAUAAUAUCACAACAUAAAUGCAAUAUAUAGAUGUUAUACAGGAGAAAAUAAUGACAAAACAUUUAUUCAUGCAAUUUUUUCUUAUCAAAAGAAAGUUAUAUUUUUGUAUCAAUACCAAUAAAUAUCACCUAAGAACUACCAAAACUUGAUGAUAUCACCAUAUAAAUGCAAUAAAUAAGGUAAAAAAAAAUAAAGGAAACAUUCUCGGUAAUAAUACAAUUUUUUUUUUAUUUCCUUACAAUAAUACAAACUUUUAAUUAAUCAUUAAUUAUAUCUGUUUAAGAGUGUGUUUCCCUAGAAUAUUCUUAACAAAUUAAAAAUCAAAUUAGAAGAUUAUACGACAAAAAAAUGGUAAAUCAACUAAAAAACAAAAGUUAUUAUUUUAGGGAAAAAAAACCCAACCAGUCAAAUCGAGUAAAAUAUAAUUUAUCUCAUCACAAGUAUAAAAUCCCGUGCACUGCACAAAAUUCUUAGUAAAAAGAUAUAUAAAUAUAAUUUUCAAACAUAUGUAAUAAUAAAUAUACUAUAUACUAAAGAUUAAGUGAUAAAUAAUAAUUGUUAAAACAGGAUGAUAUGACAUUUUUUAUACGUGUAAUUUAAAUAGUUUGUAGAUAAGUAAAAUAAAUAACAGGUUGAUUAAUUUUAUUUGCCACGUAAGCCAAUAUCAACCAAUAAAAUUUUUUCAUUUAGCGUGGCUCCAAAAGAAUGCCAUAUGUGAUUUUUUUAGCCUUUUUAUUAAAUUGUAUAAUGAUUAGUUGAAAUAAUUAUAACUAAAUCAUUGUAAAUCUUAAUAAAUCAUUUAAUAUCAUCUAAAUAUUUUUUUACUUUAUUUUGUUUUUCCUAUUAAAAAAUAUAUGAUUAAUAUUUUGUUUCCUAAAAAUUAAUUUAAAAUUUGCUAGCAUUACCUAAAUAAUUCUUAAUAUAUUGUUUUCAUUCUCUUAGUUAAUUUAUAAAUUAGAGUAUUUUAUUAGUUGAAAUAAUUUCUAUAAUCAAAUUAGCAAAUUUAAUAAGUUAAAUAUUGAUCUUUAAUUGAUGUAGACUGAUCAGCUAUUUAAUUCAAUUAGUACUCCAAUAGAAAAUUUACGGCUUUUUUAAUAGAUGUUAUAUGAUUAUAUACACGUAGCUUAGUAUUUUUCAGAAUUUCAUUUUCUUUUCUUAAUUCCUCCAAAUAUUUCAAUUUUGCCAUGUUUUGGGUGUGUUUCUGGAGGAAAAAUUACUGCUUCCGCCAUUGUUGAACUUGAAGUUAACACUCAACAAGAAUGCAAAGCCAAUAUUAAACAAUUUACAAACCAAAUUUUUCUCUUUCACCCCAACCACCUACUUGCUCUUAAUCUCCAUUAAAGAAAACCCACAUUCCAUUUGCUCUGUUCUCAAGAACCCAUUUCUUGAAAAUGGCUCCUGGUGUCUCAUUACACGACCCUAAUCUUCCACCCGAACCUGGAAAUCUCGUAAUUCAGGUCAAAUCAGAACCAGUUGAAGAAUCCAUUUCAGAUAUUCAAACACCCGAUUUAAUUCCAAGCUCCCCGCCUGCAAAUGACCCUAACUUACUUGCUCUUGAACCUUCUCAUUCUCCCAGUGAUAAUUCCGAUAUUUACUCUGAAUUCUACCAUCUUUCUGAGAUGUUUCGUACCGCAUUUAGCCAACAAAUACAGGAUCCGCAACAACCAUUGAAUUCAAAUACCAGUGCCAUUGUUCCUUACCCAGAUGGGGAAACCCAGGAGUCUCCAUUAGCAGUUACCCCUCCUACCUUACGUGAUCAAAAGCGAUCCAACGAGCUAGUUCGAGUCACUAACCUCACUACAGAAGAUGAGAGGUAUUUCAGAGCCAUAAUAAGACGAACUCGGAUGUUUUACGACGCAUUAAGACUCUAUAUGAUGUUGCAAGAGGAAAAGAAGAGUGGUCCUGGUUCUGGAAGACGAGCUCGAAUGGAUGUUAAAGCUGCUACAUUAAUGAGGAUCCAUGGGCUUUGGCUUAAUCGAGAUAAAAGGGUUGCUGGGUCAUUUCCUGGUGUGUAUAUUGGCGAUAUUUUCCAUUUUAGAAUGGAGCUGUGUAUAAUCGGAUUACAUGGGCAACCUCAAGCUGGAAUUGAUUUCUUGCCUUCGACUCAGAGUUGUAAUGGCGAAUCAAUAGCCACAAGUAUUGUUGUUUCAGGUGGAUAUGAAGAUGAUGAAGAUAGAGGCGAUACGUUGAUUUAUACGGGCCAUGGUGGGCUUGAUAAGCUUUAUAGAAUGUCCAAACACCAGAAACUUGAAGGAGGUAAUUUAGCUUUAGAAAGAAGUAUGCAUUAUGGUAUGGAAGUUAGAGUAAUUAGAGGUCUUAAAUAUGAAGGCAGUGUUACAACUAAGGUUUACGUUUAUGAUGGCUUAUAUAGAGUUGUUGAUUGUUGGUUUGAUGUAGGAAAAUCUGGUUUUGGUGUUUAUAAGUUUAGGCUUAUUAGAAUUGAGGGUCAGCCUGAAAUGGGUAGUACCAUUUUAAGAUAUGCUCAAACCUUGAGAAAGAUGCCAUUACAGGUUCCACCUGCCGGUUAUCUUACUCUCGACCUUUCGAAGAAGAAGGAGAAUGUCCCUGUUUUUGUGUUUAAUGAUAUAGAUUCUGAUAAUGAUCCAUUGAAUUAUGAUUAUCUGCCCAGGACUAUUUUUCCUCCAUUUGUGUAUGCUGGUGGAAAUAUGGGGUGUAAUUGUGUCACUAGUUGUAAUGAUGAGUGUUCCUGUGGAAUCAAGAAUGGGGGUGAGAUUGCUUAUGACUAUAAUGGGUUUUUGCUGAGAGGGAAACCUUUAGUAUAUGAAUGUGGAAAGAAUUGCACAUGUCCUCCGGAUUGUCGAAAUCGUGUGAGCCAGAAAGGGUUGAAGAUUAGGUUGGAAAUCUUUAGGUCCAUGGAAACAGGUUGGGGGGUUCGGACGUUGGAUUUGAUACAUGCUGGUGGGUUCAUAUGUGAGUAUGUUGGGAUUGUUCUAACAAAGGAGCAGGCUCAAGUAUUCACCAUGAAUGGAGAUAGUGUAAUAUACCCUGGUCAGUUCACUGAUAAGUGGGUUGAAUGGGGGGAUUUAUCCCAGAUGUAUCCUCAGUAUGUGAAGCCAACAUAUCCCUCUAUUCCGCCAUUGGAUUAUGCAUUGGAUGUUUCUGAAAUGAGAAAUGUUGCUUGUUAUAUAUGUCAUUGCCCAACUCCGAAUGUGAUGGUGCAAUUUGUGAUGUAUGAUCAUAACAAUGUUAUGUUUCCUCAUCUUAUGUUGUUUGCUAUGGAGAACAUUCCACCGAUGCGAGAACUUUGCCUUGAUUAUGGGGUUCCUGACGAUUACUAUCGUAAGCUCGCGAUAUGCAUGUAGACAGUUUUCGUUCAACUGCCAUAUCUUUGGAUGUGGCUAGUGAAUGUGUACUGCUGCGUAGAGAUCUACUUGGGGGCACAAUUUUGUUAGAACUUUUUGGACAAUAGAUUUACCGACUCAACUUUUGUCGUGGAUUGUUGCUCGUUGGAGACGAAGACCAGCUACCGCUGCUGUUUUUGAUAUACGACAAGACUACGAGUUUUGGAGGUAGUCAUACUCGGCACAUAUUUACGAUCUAGACAACAACCAUUUGAACAUCUCAUUUGAAGGUGGGUGGGAGUAAAAAUAUACAAUGUAGGAUGAUGAUAUAUGAUAUGAUAUGCAGGAUUUGUGUAAAGAGUGUUAGGACUUGGUACAUAAGAUGUUGAAAUUGGCUGUGUGUGUACAGUUGAUACAGAGUAUUUUCCUAUA